AUGAGACCUAAUCUGGUUGUUAAUGCUAGUGUUUCGCGAACUACCUUUACCAGUCGAAGGUCAUUCGAAAAGCUCGACACAAUGCCUUCGACGGUUUUCCAGUAUUACUUUCAAUUACAGUUGAAAGAACUCCAUCAUAACUCGCCUCAGUCUGAAAUUACCGACUUUGUCAAUAAGAAUAACUCCUUUAAACGCUACAAACGAAAAGAAUGGGACUCGCUUUCUCUCACUAAGAAGAGGGUAUAUCAUGCACUGUACUUCCAUUUCACAAAGGUGAACUACCGAAGGCUAGGACACGAGGAAUUAGCCAGAAGACUAGAGCUACAGGUCCCUGCGGCCAGUGAAUAUUUGUUGUUUAGAAAUCGUUUUAAAGCGAGAUUCGACGCUGCAUGGGAAGAACAGCGCAAAAAUGAUAGAACUGGACGUUCGCACAAGAUUCAGCUCCGAAGUGGGACUUCAGGUAGUCUGAAAGUCUCACGUAUAUUCGCGAUGAGGCCUGCAGAACUCGAAUUCAAUUCGACAAGGCGAUUUCAAGAUAUGUGUCGUGAGUGUAGACGAGCGUGGCGGGAAGGAGUGGAUGACGACCAAAGAGCCGAAAUUGCAACAAAAUUGAGUGUCGAACGACAGAAAUUUGAAAACAGCGUGAAGCGAGAGCUCGACAUAUUAGAUGGACUUCAGGCGAUGCUGACGAAGUACUUGACCAGCGUUGAUGUUUCUAACCUCAAGGCGCUGGAUUUCGAGAGACGCAUCACCCACACGAGCAAUCAGGAUCCACUCGUAUUUUUAAUGACGGAUUUGAAGAAAAGUUGA
Molecule: messenger RNA, 810 nt
Organism: Lachancea nothofagi CBS 11611
Lineage: Eukaryota; Fungi; Ascomycota; Saccharomycetes; Saccharomycetales; Saccharomycetaceae
Source: the annotation of a GenBank genome assembly